CAAAACAAGUGGAUUUUCCUUCAUAAAUCCCUUGGUUCGAGUCUGCUGUACCACCCUCCUCCGACCAGUUGUCUCCGCCCUCCGCUUCGCUCCGAGAUCCUUCCUUCCUCGCGACACCAUGGAUCGCAAGAACACCUCUCCACAAGGCGAAACGGCUCGUGUCCUGACGGAGUUCUUGGAGGUCGCCGUUAACUGCAUCGUCUUCCUCAAAGGCUUCUAUCCUCCCGCGGCGUUUGAGAGAAGAAGAUACAUGAACGUGGUGGUGCAGAAAGCGAGGCAUCCGCAGCUCGCCGACUACAUCCACUCCGCCACCUCCAAUCUCCUCCCAUUUGUGCAAAAGGUUUUUAUCCUUCAAAAAACGGGGUUGGUGGAGCGAGUGAAUGUUACCUUCUAUGACAAAGAGCACAUCCCGCUCGAGAAGUUUGUGUUCAAGAUAGAUGUUAACCAAUCUUACAACUCCAAGGUGGAAGAGAGUGAUAUCGGAUUUGCUCUGAGAGCUUUCCUCAUCAAACUGACAGUCGCUAAGCCAGCAACCAAACCCCUUCCACCCAGUAGCGGCUGGGAGAUCACUGCUUAUUUUCGAGCCCUUCCUCAAGGCAGCAGCAAGGAAAAGGAAGCUCAGCUGUGGAUCCCAACUGACACGAAGCAGUGGCUGCAACCGCCGGAUAUAACGCCCAUUAAAUCUAUGAGCAGCCAACCAUUGAAAGUGCAGCUCUAUUUGGAGCAUCCUAAUCCUUGUGAACCUAAGAAACUAGAAGAGUAGAAGAUGAUACAACUUGGAUCUUAUUAUAUGGGAAUUGCUCCAUCUCGGGUUUGACAAUACGAGAUGUGGAUUAUGUUAGUGUGGGGGAUAUGUCUGUGUAGCCUUUUUUUAAUCCACUUGUAGUUUUCUUAACUAAAGAAAUGGCUGUUUAGUAGCAAUUUUCUCCUGAAAAGAGUAAAGCCUCUGAGGUGUUUGAUUUUA
Zingiber officinale is the source of this 964-nucleotide messenger RNA. RefSeq names its product DNA polymerase zeta processivity subunit-like. NCBI's taxonomy places the organism in Eukaryota, Viridiplantae, Streptophyta, Magnoliopsida, Zingiberales, Zingiberaceae. Bases 119 to 763 code for a protein of 214 amino acids. Gene Ontology annotation, cellular component: zeta DNA polymerase complex. The record is from RefSeq and is a predicted model, not a curated record. The transcript has 5 exons.